GAGAAACGAAAGUAAGAGAUUGUGUCGGUGCAUUUCUUUUACCCCUCUCUCUCUCUCUCUCUCUCUCUCUCUCUGCCUCUUUCUCUCUCCGUCUCUGUAAACAAAAUCAACGUGGAGGAUUACCCAGAAUCCUAUUACCCAUGUAGUUCCACGCCACAACACAUCCCAACCUCAUGCUUUUUCUCAUCUAUUCUCUGUCUCUGUCUACAAUUUCUCCAAUUCUGUAUAGAUUCUAGAGAGAGAGAUGGAGGGUGGAGGGGGAAAGAGGAAGAGCGAGAGGCCGUACAAAGGGAUAAGGAUGAGGAAGUGGGGGAAGUGGGUGGCGGAGAUUCGAGAACCCAACAAGCGCUCCAGGAUUUGGUUAGGAUCCUACUCCACUCCUGAGGCGGCGGCCAGGGCUUACGACACCGCCGUCUACUACCUCCGCGGGCCCUCCGCCAGGCUCAAUUUUCCGGAAUUUUUGGUGGGCGAUUCUGGCUCCGGCGGAGGUGACUUGUCGGCGGCGUCCAUAAGGAAGAAAGCGAUAGAGGUGGGUGCAAGGGUUGAUGCAAUCCAGACCUCUUCAAUGACUGGUGUUGAUGAUCACCAUCAUCAUCAUCAUGCACCAUCUGGAUUCAAACCCUGUUGGUUUCAGGAGAAACCCGACUUGAACAAGACCCCCGAACCCGAAGACCAGGAUGCUGAUGAUGAUUGGUGAGUCUGACUGAAACUCAGACUCAGACUCAUAUAGUCUAUUAUAUAUAUAUAUAUAUAUAUAUAUAGAUAGAUAUAUGUAUAUGUAAGGAUUAUGUAGUAGUACUACUAUUUGCUAACAUGCAGCAAAUAGUUUCGAGUUUUUUUUUUUUUUUGUGAGCGGUAUUAUCUUUUGAUAUGGAUAGUCUUGUAGUAUCUUAUGAAGGGGGGAAAAAAAAUUAAGGAUACAGAAAUUGAUCACAGGACAACAACUUUUUCAUAUAAGGUUUUGUGUGUAGUUGUGUCAGAUUCUGUUAUUUAUUUCUGUCUUUAAAAAAAAAUGUGCAAGAAGAAUUAGUGUAAAUAUUUGUCCUUUUUUUUGUGUUA
This is a messenger RNA of Camellia sinensis, 1059 nucleotides long. Its product is annotated as ethylene-responsive transcription factor ERF008. Lineage: Eukaryota; Viridiplantae; Streptophyta; Magnoliopsida; Ericales; Theaceae. The record is from RefSeq and is a predicted model, not a curated record. Gene Ontology annotation, molecular function: DNA binding; DNA-binding transcription factor activity. Gene Ontology annotation, biological process: regulation of DNA-templated transcription.